This is a messenger RNA of Saccoglossus kowalevskii, 1563 nucleotides long. Its product is annotated as DNA-binding protein SMUBP-2-like. Gene Ontology annotation, molecular function: zinc ion binding; RNA binding; 5'-3' DNA helicase activity. Gene Ontology annotation, cellular component: nucleus; cytoplasm. Lineage: Eukaryota; Metazoa; Hemichordata; Enteropneusta; Harrimaniidae. The record is from RefSeq and is a predicted model, not a curated record.
AUGAGACAAGACUGUUUGGUGUCUGUGCAUGGUGUUACAAAACCAUAUAAUGCACCACAAACGAAAAGGAGGUGGAGUUCAGGUACCACCAUACUACCAGGGAGAUCAACCCGAGGUUCAAAGCUUCCACUUAUCCCCCUGGGGACCCUGUCGAUUAAACAACGGUCUGGUCUGACAACUUCAUACUUUGUCAGAGCAGUCGCUGUAAAUUUACCUGCAAGUUUGUUAACUAAACUACAGCAAGUGUAUCAACAUUUAUCUAAACAAAAUGAAUCAAAGAAUUGUGGUAACACUUGUGAUAGAUUUGAUAAACAGUGUAUCAGAGUGUUUUUAAAAACUAAAAUGAAUGUCAAUAAAUUCACAAGCAAAACAGGCAAUCUUUUAGAAGUUGAAAGAGAUGCUGAAAUAAGUGAGAGCAGAGUUCUUGAAGAUCUUGACAAGUGUAGUUCUGGUCCAUCUUAUCAUCUGGUUAAUGUAUUGUUUGGUGUGAUACCGAUAAGCUCUCCAAACAUUCAUCUAGACUAUGGAGAUUCGACUCUGCCAGCAAAAGAUAUACAGUGUAUAAAUACACAACUCGAUGAAUCUCAGCGAGAAUCUGUCCGGUUUGCUCUACAGCAACGAGAAGUGGCAGUCAUACAUGGACCACCUGGUACUGGUAAAACAACGACUGUUGUGGAGAUCAUUUUACAAGCGGUUAAACUGAAAAUGAAGGUUUUAGCGUGUGCACCAUCCAACGUAGCUGUGGAUAACUUGGUGGAGAGAUUAGGAAAACAAGUGAAAAUUGUUAGACUUGGUCACCCUGCUAGACAGUUACAACACACUCACAAAUACUCUCUGGAUGCUAUAUUAUCACGAAGUGACGGGGCAAAGAUUGUACAAGAUAUAAGGAAAGAUAUCGACAAAUCACUGUCAAAAUGUAAGAAAACAAGAGAAAGGGGAGAGAAAGAAGGCCUGAAAAGAGAAGUCAGGGAUCUGAAGAAGGAAUUACGACAGCGUGAGGCUGCUGCUAUUAAAGAUGUCCUGAUAACAGCUGAUGUUGUCUUGACAACCAAUAUUAGUGCAUCACUUGAUGGACCAUUGAAACAAUUAAAAGCAGAUCACUUCAGUCUUGCUGUAAUAGAUGAAUGUGCACAGGCAUUAGAAGCCAGCUGUUGGAUUCCAUUAUUACAAGUACCAAGAUGUGUGUUAGCCGGGGAUCAUCAACAGUUACCACCUACAGUUAUAUCCAAUCAAGCUUCUAAGGAUGGAUUAUCUGUGAGUUUGAUGGAGAGAAUUAUUGACUUAUACGGAGAUGGUGUGGUAAGAAUGUUAACAAUACAGUACAGGAUGAAUGCAGAUAUCAUGAAAUGGUCAUCUCAACGUCUCUAUGAUGAUAAGUUGCAAGCCCAUGAGUCUGUGGCUUCUCAUCUAUUGAAAGAUCUGCCCAACAUAGAGGAAACAAAAGAUACAUGUACGGCAUUAGUGUUAAUUGAUACAACUGGAUGUGAUCUCCAUGAAUUACAAAUACCAGAUGAGAUGUCAAAAGGGAAUGAAGGUAACAAAUAUAUUCAGAAUAAAUCAUGA